This is a messenger RNA of Zea mays, 6701 nucleotides long. Its product is annotated as protein FAR1-RELATED SEQUENCE 1. The record is from RefSeq and is a predicted model, not a curated record. Gene Ontology annotation, biological process: regulation of DNA-templated transcription. Lineage: Eukaryota; Viridiplantae; Streptophyta; Magnoliopsida; Poales; Poaceae. The coding region runs from base 5222 to 6595 and encodes 457 amino acids. The transcript is spliced from 15 exons. Gene Ontology annotation, molecular function: zinc ion binding.
AAGCGACGGGGCGAUGUGUCGUGUCGUGUCUCGUUUAUAUAUAUAUUACUACUCUAUAAGGCUUUAUUGUAGGCGUUCACAUUGCACCGUAUUCUGCCAUCCUCUCCCUCGCGCAAUCGCGUCGUGCUCACAGCCAAUGCCCCCGCCAGGCCCUCCUCGCCCCAUUCUCUCUCCUGCAAUCCCCGCGGCCUCGCUCCGGUUCUCCAUCCUCGCCCACAUGUCGUCCCUAAACCCCGCCCCGGCUCUCUCCAUGGAAAGCGCGUCCUCUGCGCUCGGCUCUCCGCGCUCGUCCCUAAACCCCGCCCCGGCUCUCCGCUAUCCAUGGAACGUGGGUCCUCUGCCCCGGAUCACCGCGCCGGCCCUCGAUCCGCGUCCGCGACAGCCCGAUCUCGCGUGUGGAUUGGGUACCCCUCUGCCCCAGAUCGUCGCCUCCGCCCGGCAUCAGCGUCCGUGUCCGCGUUGUGGCGUCCGCAGUCUCCAUGGAAGGCAAUCCCGUGCGUGGAUUAGGCACCCCUCUGCUGGCGCCAGCACCGCCCAUUCGGGACCACGCGCAGCCCUCGCCGUGCCAUGCGCCACCAUUGGCCUCCUCAGGUGGGACUUCCCCUUUCGAAUUCUCAGAUCUGAGGCCGCCGCCGGAUCUAGAGGUGACAACGAUUUCCCCGAGUUCAAGCGCCAUUGACCGCAGCAAGACCUGAAGGACACCAGUGCUUCCUUGAUUCCAUCCUAGACGAACCGAGGCCCCCAAAUCAGGCAUCAACAAACUCAUUAACCGAGCGACCUGAAAGACAUGCAUAUAUCAGAGCAAAGUGAUAAUGACGCCACAAGAGAAGACUUCAGGGAUGAUUUACUUCAGUCUUACAGCUUGACGCACAAAUCACUAUUGACCCUACGAAAAUUAUUUUGUUUAAAUACUACAAAGAUAUGCUGUCACAGAUUAACUGUUUGCGGCCUCUAUGUCUUGUUACCAUGUAAGUUAAGCAAAGUAUUUAUUACAACCUGUGCAGUGUAUAAACCUCCAUAUGAGCAAAUAAUAAUUAUUCAAACCUCUUCCUGUUCCAACAUUGUAAAUGCCGACUUUUCUAGGCUCUGCUUGUUGAGUGCUUUCACAUGAGCAUCAAGUAAAUCUGUGACAUCAAUAUAAUCUCUUAUGCAGGUUCCAUCAGUUGUGGGAUAAUCUGUUCCUUUAAUCUACAGGAAGGUCAUGCAUAACCAUCAGCUCAAUCUUAUAGCGCGCUUUGACAACAAAGUGCUCUAUAUUUUUCUCCGUUGCUCUAGGAACCCUUUGUGCCCACAUCACCAUAUGACAAUAAUAGCUACAAGUUAAGGAAUAAAUAAACACACAAUUUAUAGAGCUAAAAACAAGAUCUUGCUGCGAUGGUAUUAGUGUUAUGGUGAUAUUUUACCAUGGAUUUUGCAUAUCAUAUUGAUGUUUGUCGUUUCGUAUCUAUGUUUUGUACUAAUUUAUAACUUUCGUGGCAAUUGGAAUGCAUUUGCUACAGGUUGUCCACCAAUUGGAUCUACUGCAACAAGUGCUCCUCCACUCGCGUGCAUGUAUAAAAUGGCAGGGGUUCUACCAACAAUCAACACACCUGUGAAGUGAAGCUGGGACGUGUAGGUUGAUCCACGACGUGUGCAUUUGUAGGAACCCUGAUUUUGUUAGCUUGAAGACCUGUAUUUUCAAAUUCCUCCUCGUCCGGCGCCGCCUCACGGCAGCUGCGGCGGCGGCAUGAUGAACGAGAAGAGCAGGUAGAGGGAGAGGAGUGCCCGGACUGCGGUGGGACUAGCCUCUGUGGCCGCUGCAAAGGAGAGGGCUUCGUCUUCAAGUAGCUCUCGAAGGAUAUGACCACCAGGGAACACAAGGUCGCCAAGAACAUGGCCACCAAAUACACUUUAGGCUGUCCACCAUUGGACCUACUGCAACAAGUGCUCCUCCACCCGCGUGCAUGUAUAAAAUGGCAGGGGUUCUACCAACAAUCAACACACCUGUGAAGCGAAGCUGGGACGUGUAGGUGGAUCCACGACGCGUGCAUCUGUAGGAACCCUGAUUUUGGUAUCCACUAACUUUGUUGGACUAAAGAGCCCAGACCAAUCGACCCAUUUUCGUGGAGGUCAUCAUCCUUCUUUGUUGAGCCAUCUGGGUGACCUUGCAAAUUGGAUAAGUGCCAAAGAAUACCUACUGCAUAUGAAUUUUGAGCCUUUAUCAGGAGCUGAAUAAGAACUUUGUUCAUAGAAUCACACUGUUUAUCUAUAGACACCCACAAUAGAAUACCUACUGCUCAUUAUGGAGAAAACAUUCUUGUGAUACCCCUCACAUGGCAGCCACAAUUGUGCUAAGUGUGAAGAUAUAACAAUUUCUUGAAGGGGUGUUAACAUAAAUAUGUUUGUUGAAUUCCACCAUCACUUAAGCAUUCAUUUUACUGUUAGUUUGAAUUGCAAUCCCUCAUAAUUUUAUCAUGUGUGCUUAACUGCUUAUGCAUAUACAUAUCUUGAUAGGAUUUUGUAUGGAACUGCAAAGCCUGUUUUAAGAAGAAUUUCUAGCAAAAUUUUGGAUGCACAAUCAACACCUCAAAACUCUCUCAGCUUUGUAACCUUCAGAAAGUGUUGAGAGAGGUGGCAUCUAGAGGACGUCAUGUCGAACGUGUGAAUUUUUUUAGAAAUAUGUAUAUUUGUGUGAAGCUUUUUAGAAACUUGACUCCAUUUUAUUUUCUAUGUCCCUCUCGGCUUUGUUUCCUAUCAUUUCCAUGACUUGCUAUGCAUUUGCACUAUAUUUGGCAUGUCUAAAACCGCUACACAAAACUUGCUAUAUAUUUUGUCUAAAAAUACUAUAUCCUUGUUAUGCUUGCUUGAUCUUUAUUUUUUCUGGUCUUCUAUUCUUGUGUGGUCUAUCAAGAGUGAGGCAAUUAUAUAAGGAUAUAUGCUUUGUCAGUAUUGUCUGAGUCUUUGAGCGUAGCAGCAAAAGUCUUGGCACAUCAUUGUUUUAGUUAUUAUGACCUAAAUAACCCAGUUUAUAUAUAGAGCUCGUGGCAAUGGAAGUCCCACGAUAGGACGAUGGAGCUCGUGGCAUCAAGUGGUGUCGCGCUCAGGCUCGCGCUCAUCUGCAACAAGACACUAUUUCCCGUGAGGAUUCCUAUCACCAUUGCGCUCAUGUCGCGAAUACCUUGAGCUAUUGGAGGCUCGUUAAUUUGUGUUCCGUCGCAACGCACGGGCAUAUAACUAGUAUAUAUAUAGGGCAGGUAUAACGGGAGCCCUGGGCUUCGAAUAUUAAAGGAAGCCCAGGUCGGCUCCGAGGUCUGGUCCGCUGAGACAGGCGCGCCUGUGUUUAACGUAGUCCAGACAGGCGGCAUGCAGGACGGACGGCGCCGUUACACGGUUGUUUUUAAUGGCAAGGCGGUAAACAUAUGGUAAAGGCGCGGAAUUAUAGGGAAUAGUUUCCACAUGCAAACGUGCUUACUAUGUUACGUGGGUGCGAAAUUUAUGGAUCUUGCAUGGGGUGUAAUGGCGGCAGGUAAAUAUAACGUAGAAUAAGAUGUUGAAAGAUAUGGCAUAAAACCGAAACGACACAAAAGUUGCAUAAAUAGUAUAUACCGUUUGGCGUAAAACGUUAAGACAUUGUGCGUAAAUAGUGUAUUAUGGAUAUUAGUUUGACAUUGACAUCGCCAUAAUAUCGGGACAGUUUCGGAAAUAAUGGGGAGACCCUGUAAACAUGGAUGCGGUUACUUGUAUAGUAUCCGUGAUUUCCUUUCAUCCGAAAAAACACCACAAAUCCUGCAUAACUAUUUGGAGGUGGAGAUGGCUGGCUCUGGAGAGUCGUCGGCGGUGGUAGGAGAUGGCGUUCGUCUUGAUCCAGAGACAGAGGGAGUAGUUGAUGGUAACUCACUGGUCACACCACCUCCUGCUCUACUGGGUCCUGUGAUCGACGAGAUGAGCAUAGGGGAAGAAGGAGAACAAAGGGUUCGACCUCCUAUGUCCAAUAUUAGCUCCAGGGAGAUGGAUACGCCUCAAAUACUGCAUUCACAUGAAAAAACAUUGAUCCAACUAUAGUGCCAACGAUAGGGAUGACUUUCAAGGAUGUUGAUGAUGCAUAUAAAUUCUAUAAAAGAUAUGCAUAUGAAGUUCGAUUUCCACUGAAGAAAUACAGAGAGAAGACGUUCAGUAAGUGGAUAAAUUGUUCACGUGAAGGUAAAAGUGCGCCAAAAUCAAAUGAUACACCUAGGAUGAGGAAUAGGACUUCGGGGCGUACGCAAUGUAAGGCUGGAAUAAAAUUAAAAAAAAUAUAUAUGAUGAUAAAAAAAUGGUUGUAGCUGCAAAAAUUGAACUGGUAAACUUGGAGCAUAACCAUGAGUUCAUAACUGACGAAGCAGAGAAACAACAUUUACAUUGCAACAAAAGUAGGGAUGCUGAGUUCAUAAAUUUUGUUGAUGCAAUGCAUGAUAGCCGAGUGCCGCAGCAUUGCAUAGUUGAUUUUAUAUCAGAAAUGCAUGAUGGGCCGGAGAACGUACCAGUAACUGCUCAAGAUCUGAAAAACAUGAGGGCAGCAAUGAGAAGAGAAAACUGCGCAAAUGAUGUAGCCAAACUUUUGGCUUUCUUUACAGAAUGCAAGAAACAGAAUCCACAAUUUUUUUGUGAUUUCCAGCUAGACAAUGAUGGGAAAAUAGUGAGUAUUUUUUGGUCACACGCAAGUAUGGAGGGGGAAUAUGCAGAUUAUGGUGAUGAUGUGACAUUUGAUACAACACACAAGACAAAUAUAUAUGAUAAACCACUGGGCAUGUUUGUUGGAGCUAACAGCCAUCUGCAGUGUACAGUGUUUGGAUUUGUUUUGUUGGGAGAUGAAAUAGUACAGACUUUUGAAUGGGCUUUCAAUUCAUUCAAAACAUGUAUGGGAUGCGAGGGUCCGAGAGUUAUGCUUACAGAUCAAGAUCCUGCAAUGCCAAUUGCUCUAAGAACUGUAUUUCCAAAAACAUUUCACAGACUGUGUUUAUGGCAUGUCCAGAACAGAUUUAUGCCAUUCCUAAAUGAGAUAUAUGCAAGGUUUGCUGUUAAGGAUUUUAAAACAACAUUCUAGUCUAUUAUACAUCAUCCAUUAACUCCUCGUGAGUUUGAAUGUGCCUGGGAAAUGAUGCUAGAGGAGUUCAAUCUUCAUGAAGAUAUGACUCUACGCAAAUUAUAUGAAAUAAGAAAAGAAUGGAUACCUGCAUUUUUUUAAAACGACUUCUGUGGGGUAAUGGUAUCUACACAACGAAGUGAGAGCAUGAACAGAUUAGUGAAGCAAUCACAUGUAGAUGCAAACACCCCACUGCAUGAGUUCGCUAAACAAAUGAUGAAAAUGUUGCACAACAGGAAAAUGAAAGAAUCAAAGGAGGCAUUGGUGAGCAAGGGACCAAGGACAACAGAUACAUUGUAUAGGUUCGAAGUGAGAGUCUCUAGAGCAUACGCCAGAGCUGUUAUGAAUAGAUUUGAGGAAUCAAUGAAAUACGCCACUGCAUACAAAAUAUUAAAGGACGCAGACAGUUGUGAUAAAGAUUGGAUCGUACAACAUACAAAAAGGUCUAAUAAAAUUGUGUGGGGACAACAUCAAUUCAAGAUAACAGCGGACAUAGAAGCUGGGGAGUAUACAUGCGAGUGCAAACAGUGGGAACAUACAGGUCUAUUGUGUGUUCAUCUUUUAAGAGCCUUCAUGCAUCUUCAAGUUGAAAAGAUACCUUCAAAGUAUAUAUUGCAAUGGUACACUGUCUCAUCAAGAAAAGAUGUAUCGUUUGAAAGAAUUGAUAAGAGCUUCAGGAGAAAGGAUGGAGUUACUAAAUCAUACAGACAGAAAAUGUUGUUAACGAAAACAAUGAAAGUAGUUCGCCAGACGUGUAUGUCAAAAGCAGGGUACGACAAGGCGAUGGAUGUGUUGGAUGAGCUCGAUGGCGUUCUAUGCCGAUUAGAGCCAGAUAUUGGAUAUAAUGAGUCAUGUGAUGUUAGUGAUGAUGAGGAAGACAAGGAAGGAGAAUUGAACAAAAAUAAUGCUGGCGAUGGGAUGGAAGAUGACAAUACAAUUACAUGCCAUAAAAUGGAUGAGCAUAACACCAUGACUGGAUGUGAACAUGCGUUAACAUUAAUAACAGCUGGUAACCAGGAGGACAACAUGAGAAUUCCACCUGAGGUUGGUGAUACAAGUUCUCCGUGUCACGUAGCACAGGAACAAAUGGAACAUAUUGAUGCAUCCUCAGAAGCUAAAAAGAGGUUGAAUUUUAAUGUGGAUGUUAUAAAUCUGAGUAUGCCGGAUCGUGCAAGACCAAAAGGACGGACAAUAAAAAAUUCAGAAGAUAGGAUUAUGAGGCUAGGUGCGAAAGGAGAAAAAAAGAAGAAUAGGAGAUGCCAAUUGUGUGGUAUAGCAGAUGGACAUAACAGCAGAACGUGUCUAUCUGUGGAAGAGAACAGGGCAAGACUAGCAAAACUGGCUCAUCGAAAGAGAGGACGACCAGCCGGAUCAAGACUAAACAAUAAAACAACUGCUCCACAGUGGAACGAAACAUCGACUGCUAAAAAACACCGUAUUGAUGAAGAAGAGGAAAAUGAAGAAGCCGAUGAGCAUAUGGAAUUGGGUGAAUAAUUUGAAGUGUGACUAAAGAGUGGUCGAUGUAGUAGAAACUUGUAAUAGCAUAAUGACCUAUGUUUUAGUUUUUUUGGAAAUUAAUAGUUUGCAUGACUGGGUUAUA